CUUCGUUUAGCCAAAUAACUAACUACUCACGGAUGACCGACUGACUGCUCACUCAUGCGCACGCCUCUCCGCCUGUCUGCCAAUCAACCUCACCUUCCUGCAAGCCGAGAGACACAGAGAGAGAGGGAGAAAGAGAGAGUCGGCAUAGACCAUAGCACCACCAGUAGCGUACACGCACCAGCCAAGAGUCGUCCAUCCAUCCAUCCGUCCAUCCAUCCCUUGCGCGGCAACAAUACGUCACACCCCUCCAGACCACAAGGCAUUACAGCACCACAAAGGGACGGCACGGCAGGAACGACAGAGAGGGGGGGAAGAAAGGGAGAGGAGAGAGAGAGGGAGGGGUGGUGCCGAGAAAAGACCGCAUCGCGAACACCAUCAGCCAGGUGGUGGCAGACAUGUGGGUAUGUCUCUCUCGGUGUCAUGAGGGUGGUGUGUGUCUAUCUACUGGACCAGCGCAUUGCGCCGCCAGCCAUAAAACGCAGCAGCAACACCAAGCACCCAUACACUCCUUCGCCAUGACGCCUUUUCCCCCGUGUCUGUCUUUCUGUCUCUGAAGCUAUUGUACACGGCCAGGAGCACAAAUCUCCCCUUUGUCUUCUGUUUGUAUGUUUCUCAAUGAGGCGACUAAUGACUUGCGAAGGUGAGGUUCGAAGGGCCGAGCCAUUAUACACACAUACAGUCGCCCGCCAAAAAUCGCAACCAUGACACAUAAACACAUCGACCAUUAUACACACAUACAGUCGCCCGCCGUACGCCACGAAAAUCCGUACGUGUGCAUCUAGAUAUACAGACAGCCCGACAGACGGACGGACAGCCCGACAGACAGGCAUCGAUCCGUGCAUGCGUGGCUCGUACGCAUCACCCACCCCCGCUCUAUCGACCAUCAGAUAGACAGAGCAAAAGCAAAUGAGUGAGUGCCUGGACGCCUGGCUGUGUCUGUGCGUCCCCUCCGGACGCCUGGCUGUGUCUGUGCGUCCCCUCCCCCCUCUCUGUGUGUGCCUUCGUCGGACUCAACGAAUGGAAAAAGAGCAUACCCACACAAUCAAUCAAUCAAUCAGACAGACAGACAGACAGAGAGACAGAGAGACAGACAGAGAGUCAGACGGUCGGCCGACAACCGACCAAACAAUACUCAUACACAAGUAGAUGGGUGCAUGCGAGUGCAUGCUUUGGUAUGGGUAUGGGUAUGGGUACGGGCGUAUUUCCGUGUGUCAGGUGUGGUGGUGCGCGUGUGUGACGUACAGGACAAUCGCCAUGCACACGAAGCCCGCACCCAACGUCACGAUCGGCAGCCAGCCACCGAACCUACACAAAGCAACCAGUUAGGUACCUACAUCAAGGAACAUGUCUUCACCACGACUGACCUUCUGGUAGGACGCCCCUGGCCCUGUGCGGUGUUGUUCUGCUGUGCGCCCGCAGUUACAGCCGGCACAGAGGACCGGCCGAUCAACCACGUCAACGGCACCACUGCGCACAGACAGACAGACAGACGGAGAUAUACACAACAUGACCGCGGAUGGUUGUUGGAUGGCUGGAUGGCAGGUCUGUCUGUGCAGCUGGGUUGUGUAGCUCACUCACGGCAUGUUCUGAUGAGUGUGCCGAAGCAGGCAGCGGCGGCGCGGCCACACGCCUGUCCCCAUCGCCUGGCCAUGCGCAUCAUGCGUCUGCGUGCGUCGAAUCUGUGUCGGUGUGCGCCGCGGCGCCGGUUGGCCGCGUUGGAUGGGUGGUCGGCCGUCCACUCGUCCCCCUCGGUGAACUCGUCGUUCUGAAGCAACACACGGAUGUGCGACAGACGGCUGUUGGUGGUGCCCUCCUGGGAAGUUGUGGCAGUGGCGUUGAGCGGGUGGCCAUCGUCCUCGUCCAUCUGAAUGGACACAUAUGCGAUGAUCUGUGAUCUGUGGUGUGGGUCCAUCUCUCUCUCUCUCUCCGUGAGAAGUGUAUGUGCGUGCGUACGUUGUGGAGUUGCGAGUCAUGGGUGUCGAUUUGCUUGGGCGUGGGGGACAUUUCGGGCACCACCGACGAGAAACAUAUGCCGUACCGACCAACCUGACGCAACCCACGUACAUCUAUGCAUUCAUUGAUCACACAUGCUCCCUGCCUGCCUGCCUGACCUGGUUCCGAUUGCGCUUGGUGGGCUCCAUGUCGCUCAGGAACUUCCACCUGACACGAAUGGCGAGAUGAAUGAUGGGUGGAAUGGACUUGCUUCACCGGUGCGCUUACUCACCCGAGUCUGGAGUCACACUUGGCGCAGUGGACGUCCACCACAGACAUGCGGCCCUGCGCCAAACGCUGCUCACUGAAUCAACAUCCACAUACCACAUCACACAUACAUACAUAGAUAGAUACAUGGAACUGGGUCGUCGAUGAUGGUGGGCUGGCUGGUUGCCCCCUCACUGUGACGGACCGUUCAUUCUUGAACACGACGGCGUGGUCGAUCAUCUUGUUGACCAUGUAGGCCCACUCCAGCCCGCUGCCGGCGUUCCAGCAGUGACGGCGCGACACUAUCUGAUCCUGCACAAGCACAAGCACAAGCACAAACACAAACACAAUUCCACGUGCGUGCACGGCGCCAGCCGACCAUCGGUCUCUCUGCUGUCCUGCCUCCCCCCUACCUUGGCGAACAGAGCGUUGUUGCAGGGCGUGAUCGACGAUGUGCGGUGCUGCUGCUGGUGUUGAAGCUGCGGUCUGACGCCCAGGAGUCCGUCUUUGCCUCUGCGUCUGACGCCGGAGCAGAGCAUUGCCUUGAGAGCCGCACGCGGGACCCCACCGGUGUCGUCGACCACUGGCGUGUCGUCGAUCUUAAGCAGACGCAGGAAACGGUCCACCAGAAACACUCCGCCGCAAAACACGGCGGGCGGCGAGAAAACACCACCGCUGGCAACAACGACAUUCACACAGACAGACUCAUGGAUGUGUGCAUCAUGGGCUUUCUGGCGUCUGUCUGUCUGUUUGUCUGACUGACCUUUUUCGUUCUUCAUUGAUGCCUGUGUCGGUCAGGUGCCGGCCCUGCUCGAUGUCCUUGCAGUGCCCCCCAUCAGCACCAGGAGCAGCACCGGAGCCGGCACUGUUGCUGUCGUGAGUCCGCUCCAGCUCGGCGGGUUGUGUGGCGGCUGUGUUGUUGUCAUUGGGGACGACCACCUUGAUGACGUGCUCGCCCAGGUAGUGGCCGCAUGUGGUGCAGUAGAGGGAACGGCACUCCAGACGAUUCACGUCAACCUGCUCAUCGUGAUACACAAUCCUGCAAAUACCGACAGGGACAGUGGGGUGGUUUGGACUCCCUCCCUCCCUCUCCCUCCCUGCCUUACCGGAGCACCUGUGGGCGGGUGCGGUCGAGGAGGUUGAGCGUGAAGGGCUCGUCCUCUCGGAGGUUCUCCACGGUGCCAUCACCCUUCUUGUCGACCACAAUCACGCUACUGUUGCUGCAAGUGCUGCUCAUGACGUCCUGCUCGCCGUUGCUGGUGCUUGUGCUUGUGGUGGUGCUUGUGGUGGUGCUUGUGGUUGCGCUGAGGUCGACGUCGAAUAGUGGGGAGUCAGUCGAGCUGGCCUGUGUGCUGAUGGACGAUAUCAGCCGCAGACGGUUGGUCAGCUUCUGCUUGGGCGACGCCAGUCCGGCCGGACGGGGCAGCACCAAAUGCGCCUCCCCGACGUCAUGCAGCAAAAUGUGGCUCGACCUGCACAGGUGCAUCAACCCAUCCAUGCCUGCAUCCCUCCAUCCAUCCAUCCACCCGUACUUGUCUUUCUGUGCGUAGUGGCAGAUGGGCGCCGAGCAGCUCUUGCAGCACAGGACGCGCCAGAAGAAGGACCGACAGUUGUCAUAGGCGGACACCUGGCAGGCGCACACACAACGCGUCCCAACCAUGCAGACCACUCAUAACCACAUGAGACGGGGCAUGUGUGUGCGCAUGUCCACCUGUGUUCCUGUGUGCCGUGGGUAUGUGUGUGCGUGCGGGAUGGGUGGUCAGGUCACCUGUGUGAGCGAGAACUUGUAUGCGUCAGCGAGGGGCAGCGACGACCCGAGGAGGAAGCAGAGGUCGUCGGGCAGAUUCAUGGCGGCGAUGUAGGUGAGUCACGGGGCGAUGAAUCAAGCAAUCAACUGCCUCAUUGCUUUCAAAAACGGGAAUGAGAUCUCCAG
Molecule: messenger RNA, 4132 nt
Organism: Vitrella brassicaformis
Lineage: Eukaryota; Vitrellaceae
Source: the annotation of a GenBank genome assembly